AUGCAUCCCCCCAUUCCUUUUCCUUCCCGUAGCUUUCUUCUUUGCCGCUUUGCGUGCCUCCCUCCCCCUCUGUCUCGUCCGCAGCAGCCAGCGGCUGGGACGAUGAGGUCGUCGGCGGUGGCGGUGCCAGUGCCGGUGCGGCGGCAGCUGCUGCCAUGCUUGGCCCUGCUGCUUCUUGCGGGUGCGGCGUCCGCCCAGGCCCAGAAGUACAACGCGGUGUUCAACUUCGGCGACUCCAUCACUGACACGGGCAACCUGUGCACGAGCGGGAAGCCGACGGCGAUCACCUUCACGCAGCCGCCCUACGGCGAGACCUACUUCGGCACCCCCACCUGCCGGUGCUCCGACGGCCGCGUCAUCGUCGACUUCCUCAGCACCAAGUUUGGGGUGCCGUUCCUGCCACCGUCCAAGGCGAACGGCACGGACUUCAAGCAGGGCGCGAACAUGGCCAUCACGGGGGCGACGGCCAUGGACGCGCCCUUCUUCCGCGGCCUCGGCCUCUCGGACAAGAUCUGGAACAACGGGCCCAUCAGCUUCCAGAUCCAGUGGUUCCAGCAGAUCACCGCCACCGUGUGCGGGAACGACUGCAAGCGGUACCUGCGGGACUCGCUGGUGGUGUUCGGCGAGUUCGGCGGCAACGACUACAACGCGAUGCUGUUCGGCAACUACAACCCGGACCAAGCGAGCCGGUACACGACCAAGAUCGUCAACACCAUCAUCAGGGGCGUGGAGAAGGUGGUGGCCAUGGGGGCCAGGGAUGUGGUGGUGCCCGGGGUGCUCCCCAUCGGGUGCUUCCCCAUCUACCUCACUGUCUACGGCACCAACAGCAGCGCCGACUACGACAGCCUCGGCUGCCUCCGCAAGUUCAACGACCUCUCCACGUUCCACAACAACCUGCUCCAGGCCAAGAUCGCCCGCCUCCGGAAGCGCUACGGCCGGGCGGCGCGGAUCAUGUACGCCGACUUCUACUCCGCCGUCUACGACAUGGUCCAGAACCCAAGCAAAUACGGUUUCAACGCGGCUUUCGAGGCGUGCUGCGGCUCCGGGGGAGGCAAGUAUAACUACGCCAACAGCGCGAGGUGCGGGAUGCCGGGCGCGGCGGCGUGCGCCAACCCGGCCGACCACCUCAGCUGGGACGGCAUCCACCUCACUGAGGCAGCAUACAAGCAGAUCACCGACGGCUGGCUCAACGGGGCAUACUGCAGCCCGCCUAUUCUCCACACCUAA
Molecule: messenger RNA, 1227 nt
Organism: Triticum turgidum subsp. durum (durum wheat)
Lineage: Eukaryota; Viridiplantae; Streptophyta; Magnoliopsida; Poales; Poaceae
Source: the annotation of a GenBank genome assembly